AUGAAGUGUGCACGAUUAUUUUUCAUAAUUUUUAAUUUAAAACUAAUCUUCAGUUUACAAGUGAAGCCAUCUGCUCUGAGGAAACAAGAUGGUAGUUGUCUUAAGCUGUCGCAGCAUCCGUACUUUGAUUUAGAAAUGAUAGUGGGUAAACCAUGGCGCAUAUAUUAUACGUGGAACAUGAAAGUGGAUAAUAAAUGUUUGGAUAUGGUUUUUAAGAAUGCUACACAGACGAUCAUUCAACGAAUAUGGAACGACAUGUUUGAUUAUAUGGAACAGCAGCCCGUGUGGGACGCUGCGAUGCUGCUCGGAACAAUGGGUGCAUCUCGCCACGAGCUACUGUUGUUCGCAGAUCAAGGGCCUGCUGGCAGUUUAACUGCUAUACCGAACGUAAUACGGAAUGGCAACUUGACUCCAAUGAAAAAUGGCGUACCACUGCUCAAGUUCUUCAUAAAACUGGUGAAAGAAGGCAAGUUCCUAGUGAUGAUGGACUGCCAUAUGGGAGUUGGAUCCAUAUCCGCCAGAACUGAUAAUCCACCAUACCGCUCCGAGAUACUGAGUGCCGCAGCAGAGAUGGACUUAGGUGAUGGAUAUCCAGCUUGUAGUCGUGAUAAGAACAAUGAUGAACAAGUUCUUGUUAAAUAA
Achroia grisella is the source of this 642-nucleotide messenger RNA. RefSeq lists its product as uncharacterized. NCBI's taxonomy places the organism in Eukaryota, Metazoa, Arthropoda, Insecta, Lepidoptera, Pyralidae. The record is from RefSeq and is a predicted model, not a curated record. Bases 1 to 642 code for a protein of 213 amino acids. The transcript has 3 exons.